CAUGCAUCGAUCACUAGCUGCUGCCAUGGAUUUGCCUACAUACAUGUAGAACGUUCUCAUCAUGACCACGUUCCAUGGCUUCCUGUUUGUGGUUUUGCCGACGAGCCCGCCAAGCCCGUUAUCCCUAGCUCUAAGUAGGAGCUGGUACCAUAACCUUUUCGAGGCAUUGGAUUUUGGAUGAUCCUCCAUCCUGUCCCCCAUCGACCCUCGAUCAUCAAACUCAGAGAUCUGCUGUGCGGUGGUAACCUUUCAUACCCCUUCCAUAGCUAUUGAUAUUUGCUGUAUAGAUAGAUACCUAUCCAAUGUUACGUUCGACAACAUUGGUCAGUGCAUCAUCUGCUCGCCUGCUUCGGCAGCUGGCAAUAGCAGGGGGAUCCCUAUCCGAUCUUUCUACCACAAGUCCUGCUACCAGUAGUACUGCUUUGUACUGUUUCUUUUCGAGCAACGCUCCAGCCAAGGUAGCAUUUCCGUCGAAUUUGAAAGUGGAUCCUCGUUCGUCUUUUGCGCCCAAACGAGCUACCAUGGAUUUGGAUAUUGAUGAUGAUGAUACUGAUGAUGACUUGACGGAUGACGAAGCGGAUAAAGCAGCAGCCCAAGAAGAAGACAGUGAUCAAGAUGACGACUAUGAAGAAGAAGACGAAUUGGACGAUUGGUUUUUUGAACCAGCCACUCCCACUCGUGUGAUUCCUCUACCAGACCGUCUUCAGGUACCAGUCUACAAUUUUGGUCUACCUGAUCAUGAAACUGACAAUAAUGAAAAUGACGACGAUGCUACCCAACAGUUGGAAGAACCCGAACAAGUCGGAACCCUGUGGUUGAAUCCUACGGUUUUUGGCGUGGAUCCCAUUCGUAUUGAUUUACUGAAACGAGCCGUGGAUUAUCAUCGGUCCAAAAAACGCGGUCGACGCAAAGCACAUACCAAGAAAAUUGGAGACAUUCGUGGCAGUGGACGCAAAAUCCGACCGCAAAAGGGACAAGGCAUGGCGCGACAGGGACACAAAAAGGCACCGCAUAUGCGAGGAGGUGCCAAGGCACAUGGUCCUACCAACAUGACCAAUUACGGAAAUACCAAACUCAACAAGAAAGUCCGACGAAAAGCCAUUCAAAACGUAUUGUCGCAAAAACUCAAGGAAGGAAAUUUGAUUCUCGUCAAUCAAUUUCAUACGCUACCCACCCACAAAACCAAAUAUCUUGCCGAAUGCCUUCAGCCCUUUGGAAUUGCCGGACGACACGGAACGACUGCCUUGAUGAUUGAUUCCUAUCAUCCCUCUGACGAAAACACGCAGGAAAAUGAAUUUGUGGCCACGUCCUAUCAAGGAGUGCCCAUCAAUCUACGUGUUGCAUCGGCCAAUCUACACAAAUUGAACGUCGGAAAUCAGUUGCGAAAUAUCAAUGUCUACGAUGUACUCAAACAUGAAAAACUCGUGCUGACACUGGAAGCCGUGACGGAUUUAGAGGAACGAUUGAAUGAUGAUUGAUAUUUGGAUUGGGUUGGAUGGAUACCGGUACUACUACAUAGCGUAAAUUGAAGAUGAAUGGAGGUUUGUUGGCUCUACUGUUCUCACUUAGUAGUAUGUGCCGUAGUGGCACCGUUGGCGGAUUGGAUGGAUGAAUUGGAUACGGUAGAGUAACAAUUGUAGUAUCAUGAUAGGUUUGGCGGC
Messenger RNA from Seminavis robusta, 1661 nucleotides. Lineage: Eukaryota; Bacillariophyta; Bacillariophyceae; Naviculales; Naviculaceae. The record is from the annotation of a GenBank genome assembly.